Stegostoma tigrinum is the source of this 1308-nucleotide messenger RNA. RefSeq names its product N-acetyllactosaminide beta-1,3-N-acetylglucosaminyltransferase 2. Bases 1 to 1308 code for a protein of 435 amino acids. The record is from RefSeq and is a predicted model, not a curated record. Gene Ontology annotation, cellular component: membrane. Gene Ontology annotation, molecular function: hexosyltransferase activity. NCBI's taxonomy places the organism in Eukaryota, Metazoa, Chordata, Chondrichthyes, Orectolobiformes, Stegostomatidae. The transcript is spliced from 2 exons.
AUGAUCGGUCAGGAAGCAGGCAGUGAUGAGGAGGUGAAGAGUUUACACAUGGAGACGUUAAGGACUGCAGAUGCUGGAGGCCACGCGAAGAUGAUGCCGCUGCAGAGGAAGGUCCUGCUGUGGGUGCUCUGUGGCCUCCUGGCCAAUCUGGCCGUCUUCUGGGCCCUGCGGGGCAGAGGUUGGCACCACCGUCGGCCCUGGUGGCGGCCGUGGGACAGGGAGCCCGCCCAGGAGUCGCAGGGCGCUUUCUGGAGGCCCGGGUGCUCUCUCGAGUCGCUGUGGAACCGGGAGCAGAGGGAGAUGUGGCGGGAGGCCAGGGCGUCGAGCGGGCCCCGGCCUGGCGGCAGGGGGCGGAGGUGCCAGGCUGAUGCCGCGGUGGCGGGGACCUUCGCCGACUUCCAGCUCCUGCCUCGGCAGAUGCAGGAGUUCCUCCUGUACCGUCGCUGCCGCCGGUACCCGCUCGUGCUGGAGCCCCGAGGCCUCUGCCGAGGCCCGGGCCGGGUCAGGCUGCUCCUGGCCGUCAAGAGCCAGGCCUCGAGCUUCGACCGCCGUCAGGCCAUCCGCCAGACGUGGGGGGCCUGGGGCGGCUCAGCGGUGCGCCUCGUGUUCCUGCUGGGCCUGCAGCGGCAGCCCGAGUUGUCGGGCCUGUUGGGCUGUGAGAGCCGUCGCCACGGGGACCUGCUGCAGUGGGCCUUCCUCGACACCUUCUUCAACCUGACCCUCAAGGAGGUUCUCUUCCUGGCCUGGCUGGGGCGCCAGUGCCCGGGGGCCCACUUCGUCUUCAAAGGGGACGACGACACCUUUGUGAACACCGAGGGCCUCCUGAGCCUCCUGUCAGGCCUAGGCCCGGCUGAGAGCCGCGAGCUCUUCAUCGGCGACCUCAUCCUGGGCGCCCGGCCGUGCCGCGACCCGGCCCUCAAGUACUACGUGCCAGGCGCUUUCUACAACGGCCUGUACCCGCCCUACGCAGGCGGCGCCGGGGUCCUUUACUCGGGCCGGCUGGCCAGGCGCCUGGCGCGCAUCUCCCGCUCCGUGCCCCUCUUCCCCAUCGACGACGUCUACGCCGGAAUGUGCCUGGCGCGCCUGGGCGUCCUGCCGCGCCACCACCCAGGCUUCUGCAGCUUCGGCCUGGGCCCCAACGUCACCGACCCUUGGGACCCAUGCGUCUACCAGCGCCUCUUCGUGGUGCACCGUCGCGGGCCGCAGGAGAUCAUGCGCCUCUGGAGGCUCCUGCAGCAGGCCAACGUCAGCUGCCGGGCCAGGCCUUCGGACCUGGGCCUAGAGUGGCCUGUCAGGGGCUGCGGUUAG